Molecule: messenger RNA, 6769 nt
Organism: Hippocampus comes (tiger tail seahorse)
Lineage: Eukaryota; Metazoa; Chordata; Actinopteri; Syngnathiformes; Syngnathidae
Gene: nhsl1b
Product: NHS-like 1b
Exons: 8
Coding region: 1000-5565 (1521 amino acids)
Biological process (GO): cell differentiation
Source: RefSeq, a predicted model, not a curated record
GGAACAUAUUUUAUGUACAGGAGGAUGGCUUAGGAUAUGCAGCAAAGGAGUAAAGGUGGAAGGGAGGUCUGAAAAAGCCGGGAUGGGAGUGGUUCCACAUGGAUGGAGGGGCAGUGCAAGGAUCCUAGAAAAGAGCUUGAGGGAGUGGACAAAGGGGGCGGAGUGACUCAGGUUUCAGCACUGUUGGUUGCUACCAGGCUCGGUUGGAAUUCUAACCCUAACCUCACAACCCUCAAUUCCUCCAAGACAAGACACUCAACCAAGCCUCGGAUUUAGGAAAACCCUCCUGUCCUGUGCAGUCGCAUGGAUUCUUCUUCUGGUUUUUCUUUUGUUUUUUUAACCAGCCUAUCAUCAGCCUAACUGCCUCCUCUUUGUCCACCAUUGACAGCUGAUCUUUAUCUCAACAGAGGAAAUAAAAUGCUUUGACUCAGAAAAGUUUUUCUCUCACGUGGCGGGAGCGUCGCUUCUGUUAGACCUUCGGGCUGAGAAUAGACCGCGGAUGCUGCAACAUCUUCGCCUCCUGGCGCGUUGCAGUGCUGAGACCGUACGUGUCAGCUGGUGCGCCAUCACACUUAAGGGCACACAUGGUGCCGAAGAACAACAGGCUGCUUGUUUUGAUUCUUAAUCGUCAAGAAGCAGAAUCGGCUUCUCCACGGGAAGGCUUUCUGUGCUUCUGCCCUAUGCAAGUGUGUCUAUCCGACGAUUUGUGAAUCCCGUCCGAACUCUUGAAGCAUAAAGGAAGAAAAACAGCAGGAGGAUUUAGUCUGUCGUGAUGUGGAAGCCCGGAUAAAAGUUGGUUUGGCUGGAACUAUUGAUAUCCUCAACAUGGAAUCAAAAUACUUGUGUUCCAAAGUACGCGCUCAGAUCUGGGUGAUGUUCCCCAAAACGUUUGGAAUCUCACAUCGUCCGUCCACCCGAUAACCGCCAUCAAAGGAUUAUUAUUCGAAAUUACAAUCCCAAGAAGGAGAAGACUCUCCGAUCCCUCAUGAACUUGUGAGGAUGAGAGGGGAUCGGCGACCACCCGAGAAACCCGCCAAGCUGUCGCGUGCUCUCAGCUGGUUCAGCCUCUCCACCCUCUCGCGCCAGAACCGACACAUCUUCUACAGCCAGAACGAGCUACACGUGGUCCACGACCACCGCUCGUCCCAAGAGCAGCAUUCUCACCCCGACUGCCGCGCCACUAGCCCGGACACCGGCGGUGACACCGACGACUGGGUGUACCAGCCUCAACACAAGAUAGCCGUGUCUAAUCUGGACGAGGAGAGCAAGUGGACGGUCCAUUACACGGCGCCGUGGCAUCAGCAGGACAACGUCUUCCUGCCGGGCAGCAGGCCGCCCUGCGUGGAGGACCUCCACCGCCAGGCCAAAGUCAACCUGAAGAGCGCCCUGCGAGAAUGUGACAAGUUGAGGAAAGAUGGCUUCCGCAGCUCGCAGUACUACUCGCAGGGGCCCACUUUCUCCGACACGCCGCAGUCAGGCAGCAGCCUGCACGAGGAGGACGACGACGACGAAAAGAAGUCGCUGGCGUCGUCGGCAGAGGACGAACAGUCGCAGCUGUCCGCGAGGCCGCAGACGCCCAGCGACAAGGCCGACCUCUCGGAGGUCGACGCGACCAAAGCCCCCACACUGCCCACCCCGGAAGAGAGGAUGAGGCAGACGGCGCAGGCCGUGCCCACCGACAUCGUCGCCAUCAACGUCACAGGCGCCGUGUUUGACCGGCAGGCGAGUGUCCGGCGCUCCCUGGUUAGCACCGAUACGGUGUCCCGCCGGCCCAAGAAGGUCACACGCAGAAAGACGAUAUCGGGGCUGCCCGACAACGUCGACCUGGAGCGAGCUGCGAAAGGACACGGCGGAGAGCUACGACCGCAUUCCAUGUUCAUCCCGGGACAGUACUCCACGCUGGGCCGGGUGGGGAGUGUCAACUCCGCGCUCCGGCGCUCCCACACCCGCGAUUCCAGCUGCCAGACAGAGGAAGUGAAAGUCGUCCCGCCGUCCAUGAGGAGAAUCCGCGCUCAGAGAGGACAGGGAAUCGCAGCCCAGAUGGCCGGCAUUUCCACUUCCUCCUCCACCGGCAGCAUAUCCGCCUGCAGCAGCGACAGCUCCGGCAUCCUGAUGCUGCCCCGUCAGCGGGACGGCGACCGGUCACGAUUCAACAGCCUCCCCCGCCAAGGCGCCAGGGUGUCCCUGAGCGCAGACCCCAUCUACAGCAGCACCCCCGUCAAGGCGGAAGAUCACGGCGCUCCGCUGAGGCAGAUCGGAAAGCUCCAGGUGGACGACACGGCGGUGCACAUGAGGAACACCCCGAGGACGUCCGCCCUGCCCAGACCGAGAUCCCAGGAGUUGAGGCGGACGCAGUCCAGCAAGUCAGCCGGGGGUCCGGCCUGCGUGGUGUCGCCACACGCCGCCUAUUCCACGUCGCUCAUCCCCAACGCCACGCUGUCCAAUUCGUCUGAAGUGGUUGCUCUCACCGCCUCGGGACAGCAUUCCCACUCGCAGGCCUCCGCCUACCCGACGGCUCGGCCUCUUAGCCUGGCCUCCCGCGCGGACCCCCUCGUCCCCGCUUUCACCCACAGCUCCACCUGUCCGGCGUUGGCCACUCACGCGUCACUCGAGGGGAGUCGCGCGGCAGGAGCGCUCGCCAGCGAGCCGGGGAGCUCGGACGUCAGCGCGCACGGUCACGGAACCUCGGCGACCACGCCGCCGUCGCGUCAGACAGAGGAUCAGUGGAUCUACGACACGCCCGAAAACGAGGUGGUCCCGCACCAGACGCUGACCUCCAGCUCCUCCACUCCCAUCAACCAGCUGUACGCCAGCCUGGAGGCGUCAUCCCGGACAACCACCGAUUCCAGCUCGCUCUACUCUCAAGACAACGACGGCUAUUACACCUCCAUGCACCUGGACUCGGGUCUGCGCUCACGCGACCACGGCAACGGGCCGACGGCCGGGCGGGCAACCAGACACAGCAUGUACGAGUGCCGCGAGAUGGCCGGUCAGGACGAGUACGGGAGCUUGUACAGGGAUCGCUCCCUGUCUCGCAGCAUUUCCCUGCGAAAAUCUACAAAGCCCCCGCCGCUCCCAACUCGCACGGACUCCCUAAAAAGGAAGCCUGAUCCCAAGAAGCCCCUUGGAGGCAUUAGCGCCAUCGGCGGUGCGACACAGUCCAACAACGGCAGACUCAACGAGAGUCUGAUCGCCACCCUGCAGCAGAGUCUCCAGCUGGGGCUGAGGUCCGGCAAAGGCAAGGGCGCCUCGCCAUCGUCGCCCUCGCACAGUCCCAGCAGCGACUACGACGACCCCUGGGUGCUGCGCCCGCGCAGUCAAAGCAGCGUCAGCGCCGGGAGCUCGGCGACGUCCCUUGGCGCGAGCGCCAACGGCGUGUCCAACGCCUACUCGCUUUGCCACGUGACCCCCACCCACAGCGAUACCAGCAGCUUACGAUCCGACUACGCCGACUCUUGGGGUUACUACAUGGAGUACCCUCGCAACCACGGCGACCAGAGCGCGCAGACCCCGGCGGGUCUGACCACGGACAGCACGUCAACCGGAUCUCAACCGGGGGAGGAGGAGAACAGAAGCGACGGGCGCAGUCGCGAAAGCCCGGCAACUCCGGUUCAGGAGGAAAGGGUGGCGGUGAAACCCAAAACAUCCUCCCCGGAGCGAGUGCACAGACUGACUUCACCUUCCAGCGGCUACUCCAGCCAGUCCAACACCCCCACUGCCGGAACGCCGGUCCCCUCUGGCGUCAGGUCCAUGUCCCCCUUGGGCAGCCGCCCCAGGCCCAAAAUCCCUGAGAGAAAAUCCUCUCUGCUCUCCUCAGUUUCCAUGUCGUCUUCCUCCACCUCCCUCUCCUCCAACACCUCCGACUCUCUCAAGAGCUACGGACCUCCCAUCCCGCCGCCCCUACCUCUGACCUCCUGGUCAGCUCCAACCACCCCCUUCAGCCCACCGCCACCAUUUCCUCCCUCUCCGGCACCCAACGUGAAUGUAGAUUGCCCGCCGCAAACUCGGAGCCCGCCCCCGGGUUGCUCCACGUCCCCGGAAUUUCCACCGCCACCCUCACCGGAAACGCUGUUCCACCCCAACGUGUCCCUCAACAGGCGCUUUAGUCCUCCGCCGCCACCUCCUCCUCCUGUGUACCUCGCGGUGCCUCCGCGACCUCCUCUGCUGCCCACUUCCACCUCGCCUCCUGUCGCGGCGGCGCCAAAAGCCGUGCUUCCGAACAGUCCCACAAAGUCGCCCGUGCUCCUCAUCACGCCAUUUGCCCUGCAGAGCGUUCAUCUGCGCUCAGUGCGACGGAAGGAGAACGAGACCGAUGAGGGGUCUCAUUUCCAAGAGCAGCCCAAGACUGAGGAUUUUGCCGCGGCGCCGGUGUUGAAGCUCUUAGACGAGCUGUCUUUGGAGCGCGGCAUUGAACAUGACACGCCCGAUGGUCCCGCCGUCAGCGGGAAACCUGAGCAGCAGAGCUGCAACCGAAUAGGAGAAGAGCAGAAAGCGGUGCCGAGCGACCGCUGCUCCCCCGUCAAACAGAAGCCCCCCAUCAUUGCCAAGAAACCCAAAUUCUGUUUUGUCCUGCCGUUGAGCUCCCAGCCGGCGCGGGAAGUGAUCCCGUCUCCGUGCGAAGACACGGACGGAGCGUCGCAAUCACACCGCCACAAACAAGAGACAACAGAGGAGGAGACACGAGAGCGGGAGGAACAAAGUUCCACGACGUCCGCAGAAAUCCGGGAUGAGUGUCUUACCCCCACCAACUUGGACCGGGAACCCUUCCAGAACGGAGAGGCCCGCACCGACGAGGACGAGGACGGCACGAGCAGUCCGGUGGACUCCGUCAGCUCCAAGGAGGACGACGCAGGCGACGUGUUUGACUCCAACACGGACGAGAGGUCGCCCUCGCCGUCGCUCAACAGGACCCCAGAGACGGGGAGCAUGGUCACCCCCACUCCCACGCGGACCACCGAGGACCUCUUUGCCGUCAUCCACAGGUCCAAGCGAAAGGUUCUGGGUCGCAAAGAGUCUGAAGAGGACAAGCCCCGGUCGGGGAGCCACUCGCAGUCGCCCCCCGUGACGCCCCCCUGCGCGACGGCGGCGUCUCCGUCGUCUCGCCCGUCUGGCUCCAUCCAGCGCCACCUGCGCAAGUCCUCCACCAGCAGCGACACCUUCAAGGCCCUUCUCUUGAAGAAGGGGAGCCGAUCGGAGAGCAGCUUCCGCAUGUCUGCCGCCGAGGUGCUGCGCUCCACGGACCCCCGCUCGCAGCGCACGCGCUCCGAGUCCGCCAUCCCGGACUCCCCGCUGCAGUCGUCGUCCUCGCCGCCCCACAGCCCCCGCGCCUCGCCGGGCCGAGGGAAACGGGCGGCGGAGGAGUGGAGCCGCUACGAGGCGCUCGCCCUGUCGCCGCCCGCAUCCUCCGCCUUCAAGUACGGGCGCUCGCGUACGCCCCCUUCGGCCGCCAGCAGUAAGUACAACGCCCGAUGUCGGAUCCUCAGCAGCCCCAUGACCGUCAUCUGCGAGCGAGACGGCGAGUACGCCGAUGCCAACGGCACUUUAUCAGACGACAGCGGGAGUUAGGGACUCUCGCCGCACUAGAACCAAACGUGGCCUGAGGUUUUUGGGGGCUUCAUUUUGGUUAUUCUGUUCAUGUUUUGGGGUUUUUUUUCUGUUGUUUACUUUAUUCUGUUAAAAUUAGGGUGUGUUUGGAAAGUCACUGCAUACUUAGCAAUAGACAUCCUUCAGUCAAGUACAGGGAACAAUUCAUAGUCAUACAUGUCUAAGUUUUUCUUGGUAUAGCAACUGUUCAUGAACCGUUGCAUGAUCGUUUUGUUUUGAAUAUUGAAUUUCAUAUUCGGAUACGCUGCCACUCAAGUGAAGAGAAAAAAAAAACUGAACAAACAACUCACAGAAAACACAAGGAGCCCCAGUCAGCCGCAACUCACCCAACCAGACUCCAGCUCCAGAUGUCACGCAUUAGGCCACGCCCACAUCUAGCACAAAUACUAAAGUAUGUACAGAAAUGACACUUUUGUGGGGGGUGUUUGAUAGAUAUACGGUGCUAUUUUCUUUGUUGAAAACAUUACAGAUAAAAACUCCCAAGGUUCCACUGCGAUUACUCCCUGUAAUGCUCUCGCUUGCGACAAAGGAAAGCCAGUCGGCGAUGCACUUUUCCGCUCUUCAUAAAAGGCCAGCAAAUCACACGCCACCCCACCAAGCCCCGCUUCCUAAAGGCACAUGCACGUACACAGACACCACACGUUUGUUUUAAAAAUACAUUGUAUGCUUGUACUUGUUUUUCUAUUUUUGUUCAAACUUGUUUACAAAGAUGAUAGAAAAGGGGUCAAACGUUAUUUUUGAAAAAAUAUGGUUGCGCUAUCUUGCAGAGGGUCUGGAACUGACAGUGUCCCUGCCCUGUAUUCUAUUUUGAAAUUUGUCUGUCGGGUAAGAAAGUUGACAGUGACUUUCCAAACGCGCUGUCCACUCAGUCGUCUCCGUUCCAGUAGGCUCAUAAAUCUGUUCGAUUGUAGAUUUUGCACUGCGCAUAGUUUUCCUGUUGUCUUCGUUUGCCGUGCGUUUGUUGAAAAUAAUGUUGUAUUCAAAACAAGCUCAUUGAUGUUUUCCAACCUGAACUUCUCGUGGUCGACGUGGUUACCAAAGAGCCAAACAACAAACUUCUCUCAGACGGAAGCCACAUGAAUUGUCGUUGACCCUUUCGGAGCUUGUCCUGAUACUUUUAUAUUGUUGAGUAUGUAAAUAAAUAGAAAACGAAUGUUCUAAGUCA